GCAAAAUUUACUUUAUCGUAAAUAUUACUUUGCUGAUGAUAUGGGAAGUAAAAAGAAUAAUAAUAAUAAUAAUAAUGCUGCUGCUAAGAGAAGUAAACGAAACUAUGAUCGAACGACUUUUACACUUGUCGUCAUGCUUUCCGUCUUUUUGGUAACGGAAUUACCACAAGGUGUAUUAGCGAUGCUAAACGCCUUGCAUACCAAUGAUGUGCAUACUAUUUUGUACAGAAAUUUAGCAAAUUUGCUAGAUUUAUUAUCCCUGAUUAAUUGUUACGUAACGGAAUUACCACAAGGUGUAUUAGCGAUGCUAAACGCCUUGCAUACCAAUGAUGUGCAUACUAUUUUGAAAAAAAAUUGUGCAUCAGAAAAUACGUUUUAA
Molecule: messenger RNA, 379 nt
Organism: Loa loa (African eye worm)
Lineage: Eukaryota; Metazoa; Nematoda; Chromadorea; Rhabditida; Onchocercidae
Exons: 4
Coding region: 41-379 (112 amino acids)
Molecular function (GO): G protein-coupled peptide receptor activity
Source: RefSeq, a predicted model, not a curated record